Molecule: messenger RNA, 2611 nt
Organism: Colias croceus (clouded yellow)
Lineage: Eukaryota; Metazoa; Arthropoda; Insecta; Lepidoptera; Pieridae
Product: flocculation protein FLO11-like
Exons: 2
Coding region: 80-2146 (688 amino acids)
Source: RefSeq, a predicted model, not a curated record
UUGUUUAAAAACCCGUUCAGUGUGAGACCGGGCGCGAAAGUGGUCAAUCGUGUGUUCUACAUUAUAACCAACAUUUAAAAUGGCCAACAGAUAUCUGUUGUGCCUCUUGUUCUUGUGUGUGACGCUAAGUGCGGUGAACGGGAAAUGGGGUAGCCGUAGUAGUUCUCGCUCGAGCUCAGGUUCGAGGGGAUGGGGAUCGAGCAGUUCAAGCAGAUCCUCGGGAUCCUCGGGAUGGGGAUGGGGAUCGAGUUCUGGAAAAUCAUCCUCAUCUGGUUCUGGUUCGAGUUCCGGUUGGAGCUGGGGCUCGAGAAGUCCGUCGAGUUCUAGUUCAAGCCACUCUUACCCGUCGUCAUCAUCUGGACUAUCGGGCUCUAGCAGUAAGCACAGCUAUCCAUCAUCAGUAUCAGGUUUAUCUGGAUGGGGAUCAACCUCCCAUAGCUAUCCUUCCUCUUGGUCAGGAUUAUCCGGACGAGAUUCCCCAAAAUACCCGUGGUCAAGUGGAAGUUCAUCAAGCUCCGCCAGCAAAUACCCAGCAUCGUCAGGCUUAUCUGGAUCUAGCUCUGGCAGCAGUUAUCCAGCGUCAACAGGUCUAUCUGGGUCUAGUUCUGGAAGUAGAUAUCCAGCGUCAACAGGUCUAUCUGGGUCUAGUUCUGGAAGUAGAUAUCCAGCUUCUACAGGUCUAUCGGGAUCAAGCUCGGGAAGUAAAUAUCCAGCAUCAACGGGAUUAUCUGGAUCUAGUUCUGGAAGCAAAUAUCCGACAAACUCAUGGCUAUCGGGACCCUCUUCUGGUAGCAGAUAUCCAGCAUCUACAGGCUUAUCGGGAUCCAGUACCGAAAGUAAAUACCCGGCAUCUACAGGUCUAUCAGGAUCUGGUUCCGGAAGCAGCUAUCCAGCUUCGAAUACAUAUCAUAAACCUGACUAUAACUAUCAUCCUAGCAACACUUACAAUACUAAUUCAGGCUACAGGCCAAACACGCACACUUCAUACGGCAAUUCAUAUGGAUCAUAUGGCAGUAACUACCAUACACCCACUUAUUUCUCAUCACCUCAACACAUUUAUGUAACAGAGUACAGAAAUUCAGGAAGUCGCUAUAAUGACUUACUAACAGGGCUUACAUUAUAUAAUUUAGGGCGUUCUCAUAGUCAUUACUAUGACCAUUACUAUUAUGACGACUACUACAGGCACAGAUACAGUAGUAACUCCGGUUAUCGUCCUUCAAAUACACAACCAAAGGACGAAGCACAUUGUUUAUUGAGAGUGAAAGAACAUAAUAAAAUUGAAGAACUAAAAAUUCCAUGUGAAAUUGUAUCCACAUUUACAGAAGGAAGUAAAAAAGUAUCUAAAGAAUCAAGUCAAGUAGAGAGCGUGGUUUGUCACAAUUCUACUACUGUUAUAACUGAGGGUGCAACACCUACUUCAACCAAAAGUCCGACUCAAAAUAUGACUGUUGUAUCAUCUACAACUGAAUCUGUUGCAAAAUUAUCUGUUAUACCAAUUGUUACUGCCUUAUCUGACAAUCAAACAAGUGUUAAGGAAAAUAUUACAUCAACAUUAACCCCACCAGUUAAUAGCACUGCAAUUACUCCAACGGUUAACAUAACUACACCAUCCAGUAACUCGCAAAACAUUUCAUUAACAACAGAGACUUCUACUCCAGGAACAAAUGUUUCAUUAUCUAGCAAUAGCACUGUUUCAUCAACACCUUCUACUAAUGCGACUAUAUCUGUAUCAAAUACAAAUUCAACUGAAACAACAACACCCACCGUUUUAUCAAACACAACAAUCCAAUCAGUGGCUAAUGUAACUACACCAAAAACCAACACAACAGUAACGAACACAACCACACCAAGCAUAACACAAACUAAAGAAACAAAAAUAACAAAUUCAACAUGCGUAGUAACAUCACAGCUGAAAGACCCGCUUAGUGUGAAAGGCCCACCGCCCGAUCCAAAUGGUAUGGAAUGUGAAGUAGAAAUAGUCACAAACAACCACCGACUUAAAUCUAAAGUGAAUUGCGUUACAUUAAUGGAAUAUUCGAAAAUGCCGGAACCUAAAAAAGACGCUGGUAUUGUGCCAGAUAGAGCGAAAUUGAAAUCUUGGUUAACCAAACCACCAUGGUGGAUGUCUAUGUUUAUUGCUGUUUAAAUUUAACUUUAGAAUUUAAUUUUAAGUAUUAAUAAGAUACUGCCCCCUUUUAUGCAUUAUCGAUAUCUAAAGACAUUUGUAUUGUGUUCCUUCCUUUCUUAUGUAAAGUAAUGUAAAGUAUAUGAAAGAGACAGAAAUUUUAUGAAAUGAUAAUAUUAAUUCAUAUAAAAUUAUUUUUAGUAGGGGCCAAAGUUUAUCCGCCGUACUAUAUCAUGUCAAUAUAAGGGCCUUCAGUUCUCAAUGAAAUAAAUAGUUAAUUUAAUUUAUCUUUCAUUAAAUAAAUUCAUAUUAUCAUCUAAAUACAACGAUGAUUAUUGUUUUAUUUAGAUAAUUCGAUAAUUAUAAUUCUUGUCUUUUGUAAAUAUUUUUCCUGUAUAUUUUAAGAAAUUAGAUUAUUUAAGUAUCUGCAAUGAAAUGACUGCCGUAAAAUGUAUAACCUAUUUUUCAAAUAAACGAUACACAUUA